UCAGUAAAUACUUUUUGACUACACAGACGAAAAGCCGCGGAACAGACAAACGACAAAUGGUGCGAAAGCACACUCAGCCGGGGCGUGACGUCACCCCGCCCCUUCCGCCCCUUCCCGCCCCUUCGGGCGCCCCCUUCUCCUUGUCUGUGUCUGUUUCCGGCGUUUCAAUAAAGCUCGAUUCGGCUCGAAGAAGACCUGUUCUUCCGGGAAAAUGGCGGCUCCCGCUCGUGCCCCGGAGUCCCCGCCGGCCGCGGAUCCGGCGCCAGCAGCGGGGGCUGCCGAGGAAGCCGAGUGCCCGCCGCCUCGCCAGCCGCAGCCCCCGCAGAAUGUGCUCGCAGGCCCGCGGCUUCGAGCCCCCAGCUCCCGAGGACUUGGCGCGGCGGAGUUUGGCGGAGCUGCAGGAGAUGUUGAAGCGCCAGGAGAGACUUUUGCGCAACGAAAAAUUCAUUUACAAAUUGCCCGACAAAGGUAAAAAGAUAUUAGACUCUGUUGCCAAAGUGAGAGCUGCCAUUGCAGAAUAUGAAGAAUUUAGAGGGAAAAGUAAACUGUUUCAUCCUGUUAGUGUAGACCGUAAGCUAAGGCAAAGAGCAGUAGCAGGUGUGGACACGGAUAAGGCCCACAACUCUGACCAGAUCCUUGAUACUUCAUCACUAGUUCCUGGCCGUUCCUCUGUAGACAACAUCAAGUCAUCUAAAACAACCUCACAACGACAGGGACUUGUACAUCCUACUCGCAGAGGCGAUGCAGGGGCUUCAGAGGUUUGGUACACAGUGAACAGCUGCCCAGCUUCCAGCAGCAGAGCCAGGGUGCCCUCCUCGUCUGAAGCUGGUGAGCAUCUCCCUCAGCAUCGUGUUUCAAGUCAAGCAGAAGAUCGUUCCAGCAGCUCUGACAACCUGGUUAUUGAUAGGUUACAAAGGAUCACAAUUGCAGACCCAGGUGAACACCAUUUGGAAGAAAAUUCGAGUCCUGAGAACUUGACAGGCCUUUGUAGUGGGCCUCAGAAGAAGCCUCAUUACAUGGAAGUACUCGAAAUGCGAGCCAAAAACCCAGUGCUGCCACCACACAAAUUUAAAACCAAUGUUUUACCUUCACAACAACAUGGUUCACCGAGUGAUUGUCGGAGAAGAGGGUCUCCUGUGUCCUCAGAAGAAAGGCGGCGCAGGGAGAAGCAGCAUCUGGAUGACAUCACGGCAGCUCGGCUUCUCCCACUUCAUCACCUGCCUACGCAGCUGCUCUCCAUAGAAGAAUCUUUGGCGCUUCAGAAACAGCAGAAACAGAGUUACGAGGAGAUGCAAGCCAAGCUCGCAGCACAAAAAUUGGCUGAAAGAUUGAAUAUUAAAAUGCAGAGCUAUAAUCCAGAAGGGGAGACUUUGAGGAAAUACCGAGAAGUAAGGGAUGAAGAUGAUGAUCAGUCCUCUGAUGAUGAAUUCUGAAGACGGGCAUGACAGGCAUUGGGAUAAUCUCCUAAAUCUCUGCCUGUUGAGAUGUCAUCGUCAUACAUCAGGCUUUCUACCAAGUAUCAAGAUCAGUGUCAGACAUUGUUGAGGGAAAGAAUUUUUAAAAAUUACGUAAAGGUAGCUAUAAAAGUAGCCCAGUUUGUCCUUCAGAAGAUAACUUUCAUGUGCUCAAAAAGUUUAAUAUUUGAAUGUUGUGUUUAACCACGUUGUGUUAAAGUUUUGCACUAUGUCGUAUGUUGGUCUGGUAUUUUAGUAUAUAGUAGAGCACAUUUUUUUUUUUCUAAGCCAAAUCUAAGCAGGUGGCUGCUUUUUUUCCUUAUUAUUUCCUUUAUCAAUUAGCAUUUAUCACGUCUUUCAGUGAAACAUUUAGUUGUCCCAGGCAUCGCCUAAUAUGAAUUAGGACAAUAUAGUUCCCUCCUAUUUUGAGUAAUGAAGGGAGCAGUGUAGCGAAUUUUAUGCAUGUCUGCAUGGGGUUAUUGAGGUAUUGGCUGUGAGGUACCUGGGAAGACACCCAUAGAAAAUACUUAACAAAUGUUUGUUUCCUUCUUCUGUCUUCCCUUAAGAAGAAACGUUAUCUUCUGAUUAGGAAUAAGAAGUACUGUCAGUAGCUGCUGGAGGGUGGAUGGUCUUUCUAGAUCACCAGAGUUGCCUGGAGUAACAUGAGGUUUAGGAACAGUCUGAGAUGACUCCUCCAGCUGAAGGGAGUAGCUCCUCCUGCGUUUGCCUGACGAGUUCAUUGCUCUUAGCAGAUGAUGGGUUCAGUUACAGUACAGUAACGUUUGGUAAGAAAACCUAUUUUUUUUUAAAGCUACAAUGGAAAUGUUGUCAAUACCUUGCUUUUUUUUCCCCCAAAAGAGGCAUAUGUAGGCUACAGAAACCUCAAGCUAACAUGUUUCUGUAAUUUUAAAGGAUUAUAUAGUUGUCUCCAGAGAAAUUAACACUUAUGUUAUCAGUUCUUUGUCUAAUAUGUUGGAGCCUUUAAACAGUGUUGAAGGGAAGAAUAAAAUAUUAAUUAGAGCAACUUCAAGAUGUUAAUGGUGAUGUUUUGCUGGUGCUUAAUUAAAUUUAAUUCCUUACUGUAAAAGAGACUGUUCACUUUAGGAAAUUUGACUGAAGGUACACGUAGGACCGAUGUUUGUGUGAUGGCGAGGGCUCCAUUCUGUAUCACGCACUUCCAGUUGUGUCUACUGCUUUACCUCCCCCUUUUGUCCCCUCAAAAAGCAAAUGUAAAAAGUAAACUGAGCUAACAAGUUCAUUAGUUUUUAAAACUAAUAGCAGAUGAUUUCACAACAUAAAUUAUUUGAUGUUCUUUCUUUAUAGAAUAACACAUGUCAUUUCUGGAAAGCGGGAUAAUACGGAAGGGCUCUCGUGCGUGUGCAUACAGUCUCUUGUAAACCUACCAGCCAGAGGGAGCCCCUGUUAACCUUUGGGUAUAUGUUCUUUGACUUACUUUUCUAUGCAUAGCUAGGCGUUUAUAUUUUCAGUGAUGUGAUCAUGCUGCACGUUGGUUCAUAGUCUAUAGGUUGUAAACAUUUUCCUACAUUAAAUAGUUUGCAUUUUAGAUAGCUACAGGAUGUUCCAUUUUAUGGGUAUACUGUAAGUUUUAAAAUCAACUUAUUGUGCGACAGUUUGAUUGUUAAUUAUAAUGUAACCUGUAAACCGUGAUGCAAUCAACAUCUUUAAAGAUAAUCAUGUUGUAUAAAAAUGACUUAUUUCCAGAAGAUACCUUUCUAGAAGUGAAAUUGCUAGGUGAGAGUGUAAAUAAAUUUUUGCGAAUCUUGAUAUAUAUCACUCACCACAAAGACUGUGUUCCUUUACAUUCUCGUUAGCAAUAUAUCAAAUUCCCAGAAUUGAAAAUUAUUGUUUAAAAUCUUUGCAGAAUGAAUAAUUGCAGAAAAGGAUUACCUUAAAAUUUGUGUUUGAUUACUUAGUGAAGGUUGAGUGUUUUUUUAUGUUUAUUGGCCAUUUAUAUUCAUUCUUUUGAGCAUUGCAUAUUCCUGUCUUUCCUAUAUUCUCGGAGUGUUUGCCAUUUUUAUCAGUUUCUAAGUUCCUUGUGAAUUAAGAUGUCCGUCUUUUGUCAUAUGUCAUUAUCCUUUUAGUGUUUUAUUUGCCUUUUAAUACAGUUCCUGGUGUUUCCGUGUUGAAGUUGUUUUCUUUAAGAGCCUGCCUUUGCGCAUGCGCUUGAGCAUCCGUUCCCUACCCCAAGGAUGCGUAUGUAUUUAUCCUUAUUUUCUGCUAAUACCAUUAAAGUUUUUUCACUUUUACACAUCUGUAAUUCAAAAGGCAAUUUUCAAUCCAUCUCAGAUUUACUUGGGGCUAUUGUAUGAGGUGAAGAUUUAAUAGUAAUUUUUGCAAAUGGUUGACCAGAUUGGUUCAGUAUUAUAAACCACUAUUUCCCCACUGAUUUGUAGUGCUGUCGUUAUAGAAUAUUAAAUUCCUGUGUGUCUUGGGCCUAUUUCUAGGUCUUCUAGUGUUUUUCACACUUUAAAUAAUCAUGGCUUUAAUCAGUGUUAGUAUUUGGUAGUACCAGCCCUGUUCUUCUAAAGUUUGUGAAAUAUAACCUACAGAAAAGUACAUAAAACAGAUGUGCAGUUAAAUGGAUAAAGCAAACAGUUGUGUAAUCACAAACCAGAUGCAGAAAAACUACUGCCAGCACUCCAGAAUCCUGAGUGUCCCCUCGUGACACCACCUUUGUCCCCUAGGGGUAACUACAAUCCUAACUUAUGGUAAUACCACUUUCAAAAGAAUGGUUUUACCAGUUAUGUAUGCAAAUCAUAUGGUUGAUUGGUUUUGUCCACUUUUGUGUUACAUAAAAAUGGAAUCAUACUGUGUGUUGUGUCCGGUAUCUUUCACUCAACAUUGCUUAUAAAAUUCAUGUCACGUGU
Molecule: messenger RNA, 4342 nt
Organism: Equus caballus (horse)
Lineage: Eukaryota; Metazoa; Chordata; Mammalia; Perissodactyla; Equidae
Source: RefSeq, a predicted model, not a curated record